Papilio machaon (common yellow swallowtail) is the source of this 1026-nucleotide messenger RNA. RefSeq names its product dimethyladenosine transferase 1, mitochondrial (gene mtTFB1). The transcript has a single exon. Gene Ontology annotation, biological process: transcription initiation at mitochondrial promoter; rRNA methylation. Bases 1 to 1026 code for a protein of 341 amino acids. Lineage: Eukaryota; Metazoa; Arthropoda; Insecta; Lepidoptera; Papilionidae. The record is from RefSeq and is a predicted model, not a curated record. Gene Ontology annotation, cellular component: mitochondrial matrix. Gene Ontology annotation, molecular function: mitochondrial transcription factor activity; rRNA (adenine-N6,N6-)-dimethyltransferase activity.
AUGUCUGUAGCACACAGAGCCUUGCAAAUUCGACUUCCUCCUUUGCCUAGCAUCAAAGAUGUCAUUCGAUUGUACAAAUUACGCGCACUUAGGGAACUGUCGCAAAAUUUUCUUUUGGAGCCUCGGUUAAUUGAUAAAAUAGUACGAGCUGCAGGUAAUAUACAGAAUAAUAUAGUGUGUGAAGUGGGACCUGGGCCGGGUGGAAUUACUAGGUCUAUUAUACAACAGGCGCCUAGGAAAGUCAUUCUAGUCGAGAAAGAUCCACGGUUUUUACCGACUUUAGAGCUUUUAGCAGAUGCCUGUAAGGAUAAAGUUGAUAUUGAUAUUAUAACUGGUGAUAUCUUACACACGGAUGUAGCACAUUUUAUUCCACCAGAUGUCAAAGUUGGUUGGAAUGACCCUCCUCCCCCUGUUAAUCUGAUCGGUAACUUACCAUUUAGUGUAUCAACAAUACUAAUGAUACGCUGGUUGGAGGCAAUUUCUAGACAAGAAGGUGCUUGGUCAUUUGGUAGGGUGAGGAUGACUUUAACUUUUCAAAAGGAAGUGGCUGAGAGAAUGUCUGCACCCAUCUUGCAUAAGCAAAGAUGUAGGUUGUCUGUUAUGUGUCAGAAUUGGUGCAAUGUAAAGUAUAAAUUUGAUAUACCCGGCUCCGCUUUUCUACCUAAGCCAGAAGUUGAUGUGGGAGUGGUAACACUGACACCUUUAAAACAACCAAUUAUAAAGUUGCCAUUUAAACUUGUAGAAAAAGUUGUCAGGCAGAUAUUUUCAAUGCGGCAAAAAUAUUCAAUAAGGGGUGCACAGACAUUAUUUCCCGAGGAGAUUCGUGAAGAAAUGGCAUUAAAAAUGUACAAUAUAGCUGACUUAGAUCCUGUGACAAGACCUUAUCAAAUAACCAAUUCAGAGUUUGGUAGACUGUGCGAGGCUUACAAGGCUAUUAUAACAGAGCAUCCAGAUUUAGAAAAGUAUGAUUAUAGAGCUCCAAAGAAAAAAGUUAUAACUGAAAAUCUAGAUGAAGAAAUAAUGUAA